Drechmeria coniospora is the source of this 1122-nucleotide messenger RNA. RefSeq lists its product as uncharacterized. The record is from RefSeq and is a predicted model, not a curated record. The transcript is spliced from 2 exons. The coding region runs from base 1 to 1122 and encodes 373 amino acids. NCBI's taxonomy places the organism in Eukaryota, Fungi, Ascomycota, Sordariomycetes, Hypocreales, Ophiocordycipitaceae.
AUGCGCCCAUCAUUCGGCAUGUGCAUGUCACCGAUCGUGUCCAGGACCAACGGCCGACGGGUUGCCAUCCGCCCCCAUGCUCGUCUGCUUCCCACCACGCGGCUGCGAGGCGGCGACGGCGCGCCCAGGCAAUUCCAGUGCCAGCGUCGGCCGGCGAAACGGCACGACGCUCGUGCGAGCAGCAAGCGGCGGGCGGCUGCGGGCCAGCGGCGGCCGAGCCAGAUGCAUGCGACCCUACCGUCGGGGGAGGCCAAUGGCGCAUUCGCCGUCGAGUGGCAUCGGCAUCAUGCCCAGAGGGCGCAUGCACAUCGGGCCAGCUCGACCUUGUGGCUGGCCGAUGAGCUGGCUGGGUGCGCUGGCCAGGUGCGCUGGCACUGGCACAUGCGACGCAUGGCAGUUUCGGUGACGGCCGGGCUCCAGGGCAUUGUUUCAUCGAGCAAAGGGGCGGCGCAACCAGUCACGGCCGCACCCUUGGCUGGGUGUACAUGGAAUAAAAAGGCAAACAAAGAUCCAGAUUGGUCCGAUGCGGCGCGCAACAGCCGCGUGAUGAGCCCAACUCACCAACUCAACCAUCAUCGGGUACGGAAAUGUGGAGCACCCGACGGCCUCGGGGCAAACAGCGUCGACGGCAGCAAUGCCCCUGGCCGCUCCGUGGGAGUCGCGAGACUCGUCUUGGUCGUCGGGGAAGGGGGAUGGCGUGUUUGCGCUUCAUCGGGCAUCCGCGGCGGCGGAAGAGCACCUCGCCGAAACAGCCUCAGGGCAACACCUCGUCGCAAGGCAACGCCUUCGAGUGGACGAGCCGUCGGUUCAGACGCCGCGGAUGACCUGCGUCCUCUCCGAUUGCAGCUGGGCCGCGUUUCGUUCGUGAGAUUGCUUCUUGCACUGGGAACGUCAGCAUGGGUGCCGGGGCGCCGGGGGGGGGGAAGGGUCACUUGCGUCCUCGAGACCGCUGCACCGGUGGUCCUCCAGCAGGCGGUGAUUGCCGCAGUACUGACCCUUGCAAAAGCUGCAAUCGCCGACGAUGCGUUGGGCCGGCUCCUUGCAGUCCUUGGCGUGGCAGCGAAUCUUCUUUGGGGCCAUGAUGGAGGACGGAGGAUGGAGGAUGGCGAGUGGUGGUGGUAG